Molecule: messenger RNA, 267 nt
Organism: Pongo pygmaeus (Bornean orangutan)
Lineage: Eukaryota; Metazoa; Chordata; Mammalia; Primates; Hominidae
Product: large ribosomal subunit protein eL33-like
Exons: 1
Coding region: 1-267 (88 amino acids)
Biological process (GO): translation
Cellular component (GO): ribosome
Molecular function (GO): structural constituent of ribosome
Source: RefSeq, a predicted model, not a curated record
AUGUCUGGAGAGCUGUGGUCCAAGGCCAUUUUUGCCAGCUAUAAGCAGGGUCUCUGGAACCAAAGGGAGCAGACCGCUCUUCUUAAAAUUGAAGAUGUUUAUGCCCAUGAUGAAACAGAAGUCUAUUUGGGCAAGAAAUGCGCUUGUGUACACAAAGCAAAGAACAACACAGUGACUUCUGGCAGCAAACCAAACAAAACCAGAGUAAUCUGGGUAAAGGUAACUUGGGCCCACGGAAACGGUGGCCUGAUUCGUGGCAAAUUCUGA